GAGCGGGAGCGCCUCUGGCACUGUGUUUGGGUUGGGGCCGCAGGCUUGCAGGGUCACACUUCUCGGUCCCCACUGCCGAGGCUGGGCUGGGAACGGGAGCCGCGUCGCCUCGCUCGCACCUCCAAGGCCGUCUUCUGAGGUCUUGAGCCGAGCCCCAUCUGGCGCUCCUCCGCGCCCCCGCCCCAGUCCUAGCGCCCGAUAGCCGCCCCCGGCCCAGCCCAGCAGGUCCGGGCCCCAUUGUCCCUGUCCCCACCGCGGCCACAGGCCCCUUGAGCCUCUCCUCUCCCCACUUCCCUUCCCAGGCAAGCCCCCCAACGCCUCUAGCAGCCGCUCUUCCCCUGUCUCGUCCGCGGAGGUGGUUGGUUACCAUGGUGAAGCUGGCGGCCAAAUGCAUCCUGGCAGGAGAUCCAGCAGUGGGCAAGACCGCCCUGGCGCAGAUCUUCCGCAGCGACGGGGCCCAUUUCCAGAAGAACUACACCCUGACGACAGGGGUGGACUUGGUGGUGAAGACGGUGCCAGUUUCUGACACGGGGGACAGUGUGGAACUCUUCAUUUUUGACUCUGCCGGCAAGGAGCUGUUUUCUGAAAUGCUGGAUAAACUGUGGGAGAGUCCCAACGUCUUGUGUCUCGUCUAUGACGUGACCAACGAGCAGUCCUUCACCAACUGUAGCAAGUGGCUGGAGAAGGCUCGGUCACAGAUUCCAGGCACCUCCCUCCCAGGUGUGCUAGUGGGGAACAAGGCAGACCUGGCCAGCAGACGAGCGGUGGAUUCAGCUCAGGCCCGGGCAUGGGCCCUGGGCCAAGGCCUGGAAUGUUUUGAAACGUCCGUGAAGGAGAUGGAAAACUACGAAGCCCCCUUCCACUGCCUGGCCAAGCAGUUUCACCACCUGUACCGGGAGAAGGUGGAGGUUUUCCAGGCGCUGCUGUGAGGGCCGGGGGCGGGCAGUGCCCCACGACGGCACAGCGCCACUGGGGAGCUGGCGGGGACUCGGGCUCCUCGGGGAGACGACUUCCAAUGUAUCCUGACAGCUUUAAAUAAAAUGAGAAGAUGUAGGAGCCGCCACUCCUUCCGUUCUUGGCCGGGGCGGCCCUGGUUCCGUCUUGCCCCUUGGCUGCCAGUUCCAGGGCGGCGCUCAGAGCCUUGGUGGCCUGGCACCUGCGGGGGCCGCCACCUGUCAGAGUGGGUGGUCCUGCCGGCCCCGAAGGGCCUGCCCCGACAGCACGGCCCACGGUGGGAUGCUCGGCUCGGAACUGGCCCCACAGCUGAGGAGCCCACAGCUCUGCCUCCUCCUGACGGAUUCGGGUUUGCUGCCUGUUCUGCCGUCCCCUGCGGUGGCCACGGUCACUGACCAAACGGUGCCCUCUGCCGGCCCCCUCGGGGCCUCCUCCGGAGUACGGCGCCCAGCCCCUCCCAGCUGCCAGGAACCCUGAGUGCCCAGGGAGCCGAGAACCAGGCCACUUUCCUUUAAUGACCCGCCUCUCAGAGCCGGGCGACAGCCGUAAUUCUUAGCGCUAAGCUUGACUCUUUUCCAUCCCGUGGCUGCUGCCAGAUUAAUCUUCCUAAAACCUCACUUUCAUCGUUUCGCUCCCCUGAUGAAAGACCACAGAGGUUUCUCAGUGCCUUUUACAUCAGGGCUGUGCGCCAUGGUCUGGCACGGAAGGCCCGCCAGUCACCAUUGCUGGGGGCCUCGGCUUCUUUCAGCCCCGGUGCCCCCGAGGGCUUCCCCCUCGCCCACUGUCAGGCAUCCCCCCCUCCUGCUUCGUGGGGGCGGGGGGCUUCAUGCAGCACGUCAGCUUCUGGGGUGGACAGACCUGGGUCUGUCCCGAUGCCAGUGAUGAUGAUGACAAUUACUCUGGGUGGUUAAUGACCUGCCGUGUCUCCACCUGAACUAAGCACAUGACCUGUAUGGGCUGACUCAAGCCUUACAACGUAGUCUUACCAUCCGCUUCUACAAACGAGGGACCGGAGUCCGAGAAUCCAGUAACUGAGCUAAGGGGGCGCAGAGCAGGAUCACGGACACCAGAGCCCUGUGCACAGCCGCUGCCCCUUCGCGCCCCCCACCCCCGAGCUCGGCCUGGCCUGGAGCAGGUGGAGGUCUUUCCAUCUGCGAAGGGUGAUGGCUAGGCUGCCCCUUGAGGCCAUCAUGAGAAGUCAGCUAACGGGUGAAAGGCAUCGGUGGGGGCACAUGGCAUCACCCCGUCAGGCCCUGUCCAGCCCCUUCCUCUUCUGGUCCUUUCUCUACGUGAGCUCACAGUAGCCAGCAGGCUUCCUGCUGAGUCACCCUUUCGGACGGUGGUUCCCGAGGACCUACAGUGUGUCAGGCUUCUCUCUAGGCGCCAGCGGUGCUGAUCUCGUGUCACGUGGCCCACACGGGAAACCUACAAAAAACAACCAAGGAGCCACGGAGGGGGCAUUUCCAGCUGCCCCAGAAUUGGUUACUGGGACCCGCUGCUGUGGACAAAGAGAUGCUAAGAGCUCCCAGAAGGCUGGGGCCAGACACCUUCCCUGGGGCAGGAUUGGCCCUGCUGCCAGGAACCAGCCCCGGGGCCCCUGUGCUCCUCGCCACUGCCCCCUCCCCGUUUGUGUAAGAAAGCUGAGCGGUCGAGAGGAGGGAGUGCGGGGAGAUGGGCUGUUGGUGAGUGGGUGCCCCCCCAGCUCCUGCCCCAGCCCCAGAGAAUGCUCCUGAAGCCGAGGGCACUGCCAACAAGAGGCUGGCGUCUCCCUCCCCCUCUGGGUGCCCGCUGAGUGCAGGAGCCUCAUGCCGGCUGCAGGCGCGGGGUGCUGAGGGUGCCCUGGGGGGAGCUCGGCACGCAUGCCCCGGAGUUGUGCCUGCUCCAGGGGGACCUGGUGGGGAGAAGCCUGUGUCACCGGCAGGAAGAGCAGGUGCCCCCAACUCUGUUGUGCAAGACCCCCAGAGGGCUCAUAUAAGGAUUCACAUAGAGCAGAGUCAGUGGGCCCCCCAGACGGAUCGUGGGCAAAGGGAGCUGCUUCCCACCUGGAAAAGGUUGGGGCCUAUUCUGCUGGCAGUGCUGAAGUGGGGGGGUAUGCCUGCCACCUCCUGAGGAGGUGCCCGCCACGAAGGAGUCUCUGCCCCAAAACGACCAGACACCCAUCUCCACAGAGACAGCGGCAGAUAGAAGCAGACCCAGAGAGGCGUGCGAGGGAAACGGAAGUAGCUCACCUCUGACCCCUCUGCUCCGAGGCACCCCAGAGAGAGGAGAAGACAAAGCCCUUGCUUCCCAUUCCUGCCCCUUCUGUAGAGGAGCUCUGAGCCAGGAUGGGGUUUUGAACUGGCCUGGUCUGAGUUCUAAUGAGCGAGAGCACCUGCACUGUGUGGGAUCUCGCUGUCAUGAAGACCCAGGGGGAAGUGGGGGUCAACGGAGCGGGACAGAAUAAAGCAAUUAGGGAAAGUAAGGUGGUUGAGAUUCUCCAAUAAACGUACUAUGAUCA
Messenger RNA from Mirounga angustirostris (Northern elephant seal), 3451 nucleotides. It is a transcript of the gene IFT27, whose product is annotated as intraflagellar transport 27. Lineage: Eukaryota; Metazoa; Chordata; Mammalia; Carnivora; Phocidae. The record is from RefSeq and is a predicted model, not a curated record. Gene Ontology annotation, cellular component: sperm flagellum; intraciliary transport particle B. Gene Ontology annotation, molecular function: GTPase activity; GTP binding. The transcript has 7 exons. Bases 369 to 929 code for a protein of 186 amino acids. Gene Ontology annotation, biological process: intraciliary transport; vesicle-mediated transport.